AUGAGUGGUACUACUCUUGAGUGGUUCGGCGCAACAACGUUCAGGCUGAAGACUCGGGGCCUGACAAUCUUUUUGGACACGUGGUUGGAAAAGCCUGAUGUGCUUCCUCACUAUCUGUCCAUUGAUCAAGUGACCGAGGCAGACUACAUCUUCAUCUCCCACGCACAUUUUGAUCAUCUUCCAGGGUGUGAUAGACUUGCCAAGCAGACAGGGGCGAUCGUCAUUGCGAACGGAGAAGCGAUCAAUACUCUCAGAGAGGCUGGUGUUAGCGAGGACCAACUCAUCCCAGUGGCUGGAGGCGAGCGCAUACCGUUAUUUACUAAAGCUACCCGCCUCGCUGCUCUUGAGGACGAGGUCGCGACUGCACCCGGACCGCCUGGCGCACCUAGACGCCCAGAAGACUCUCUCGCCACGAUGGCUGUACAUGCGUGGCCGAGUCUGCACUGUGUGUUGCCAGGUAAAAGCCACGCCGAUAUCCCGGAUGAGAUGAACACGGCCACAAGAUAUGAGGGAAGCAGUCCCUACGCAUGUACAAUCGACAUCACUAUAGGCAUGCGUUAUGGUUUGCUGCGGCUUAGCGAGCUUGUCUCGCCUGAAAACCUUGAUCAAGGAGAGAGAUCUUUCGCCGACUACGUUUCAAAGCGGGACGUCAACAUCAUGAGUAAUUUCGAUGGCGGACAGAUUAUGUUUUCGUUUUUGAUUGGAGAAAAAACUUUGCUUUGGAGCGCGCAUCUAGGAGCUUAUCGGGGAAUUCUAGAACGCCUCGAGCCUAAGCCAGACGUUCUUAUCCAGGCGAUUGCUGGUCGUGCGAAUAUUGACGGGCGACCCUACGACGGAAGCGCGGCAGAAGCUGCGACAAUGAUUAGUGAGCUUCUUGGCCAACCCCAGCAGAUCAUCUGGUGUCUGCAUGAUGAAGCUCCCAUCAAACCUUGGAGGAUCGACACUCGGGCAGCCACCAGCAUGGUAGAGAGUAAGACGAAGUCAAGAGUGUUGGAAUUGACACCUGGCGAAGCUCAAUAUCUUUUUGAUGUCUAA
Aureobasidium subglaciale EXF-2481 is the source of this 1035-nucleotide messenger RNA. RefSeq lists its product as uncharacterized. The coding region runs from base 1 to 1035 and encodes 344 amino acids. Lineage: Eukaryota; Fungi; Ascomycota; Dothideomycetes; Dothideales; Saccotheciaceae. The transcript is spliced from 5 exons. The record is from RefSeq and is a predicted model, not a curated record.